AUGCAUGAUGAUGGAAAAGAAGCAAUCUUGGUCAAGGGUGAUUCUUACAUGUGCCGAGAGCAAUGCUCCCUCCUCUCAUAUGAGAGGUGGGCCCCACAAAUGAGUUCCAUUAUGGGGUCUACCCCUCAUGUGAGAGGAGAGAGCAUUGCUCCCAGAUCUAUUCCCAUCCGUAGCUUCUCUGCUCAAGAGCUCCAACAACCCACCAACGACUAUAACAAACGUUAUGGAAUGCGUUGGUACGAAGGUUCUCUUGAAGGGCGAAUGGUUUUCGUUAAGAGAUUUCCUGAAAAUGAAUCAUUUGCAGAAUUUGUCAUCAAUGAUUUAGUGAUUUCUGCACAGAUGAGCGCUCACAGUAAUGUAUUAAAGCCCAUAGGGUGCUCUCUUGAGACUACAUCUCCCAUUUUAGUGUUUGAAUUUGCUGCCAAUGGUUUCCUUGCAGAUCAAAUUUUUGUCUACCAUAUUACUCAACUACAAAAUCAGCCGAUGGUGUGGGAGAGAAGGUUAAAGAUUGCAAGGCAGAUUGCUCAUGCAAUUUCCUAUCUCCAUGCUACCUUCUCUAGACCUGUCAUCCACAUGUACAUAGAUAUAAAAAAUAUCUUAUUAGAUGAACAUGAUGUUCCCAAAUUGUCCAACUUCUAUUUUUCCGUGUCAAUCCCCAAGGGCGAAACUGAUGUGGAAGGCUUUCAGAAUCGACAUCCAAUGUUCAGAACUCCCGAGCUUGAAGCAACAGGAAAGGUAAAUGAGAAAACUGAUGUAUAUAAAUUUGGUGUUGUUCUUCUAGAACUUUUAACUGGAGAGGAUUCUGAUAAUAUAACACGAUUGGCAAAUGAUGAAGGUUCUAGCUUGGUAGCAUACAUGCAUAACCGUGCUCAAGUUUGUUGCAUUAACGAGAUUGUGGAUCCUGCAAUCUUGGUUGGGGAAGGAGGUGCUAGUUUAGAGCAGCAGUUACAAUCUGUUGUGGACCUUGCCUUGACAUGUACAGAGGAAGAUCCAGAGAGAAGGCCAACAAUGGUUGAUGUCACCAAAGAACUCAGGCGGAUUGAGAGCUUGGUUACAUGA
This is a messenger RNA of Quercus lobata, 1059 nucleotides long. RefSeq names its product non-functional pseudokinase ZED1-like. Gene Ontology annotation, biological process: cell surface receptor signaling pathway; protein phosphorylation. Gene Ontology annotation, molecular function: protein serine/threonine kinase activity; ATP binding. Gene Ontology annotation, cellular component: plasma membrane. The record is from RefSeq and is a predicted model, not a curated record. The transcript is spliced from 2 exons. Lineage: Eukaryota; Viridiplantae; Streptophyta; Magnoliopsida; Fagales; Fagaceae. The coding region runs from base 1 to 1059 and encodes 352 amino acids.